AUGGCUCGGCUCUGCGCGAUUGAUACCAUCAAGGACCUGGGGAUCGACCUCCAUUUCCAGGUCGAAAUUAAGCAGGCACUGGAUGAUAUUUAUACAUCCUGGCGGGAAGGAGAUGAAGAGAUCUUCCUCGACUGCGCAACUUGCGCCAUGGCAUUCCGAAUACUGCGUAGGGGUGUCAGUCGGUCGGUUUCGGAUGCGUUGACUCGAUACACGGAGGAUGGUUUUUGGAGUGACACACUGGAAGGAUAUUUGAAAGAUGAGAAAGCUGUGUUGGAAUUGUACAGAGCUUCAAGGAUCAUUUACCAUGAUGCCUCUGUUCUUGAAAAUCAAAUGUGCUGGACAAGGGAUUUCCUCAUGCAAUUAACUGAUCCAGAAUCAUGUCAGAAUUCUGUACACGAUGUUCUCAAUUAUCCCCUAUAUGUUGAAUUGGAACCCAUGGCUUACAAAAGAAACAUUGAGCAGUACUUGACAGAUAAUACAAGGAUGCUAAAAUCCUCCUACAGUUGUGCAAAAUUUGGUGGUGGGUUUUUUCUGAAACCGGCUGUGGAUGAGUACAACGCCCAACAGUCAUUACACCUCAAGGAAUUGGAACAUCUGAUGCAGUGGCUUCAAGAGCACAAAUUGGACGAGAUGAGGGUUGCUAAGAUGAAGAUGAACUACUGCUACUUCAACAGCGUAACGACUUUCUGCGACCCUAGCCUUGCCGAGGCUCGCAUUGCGUUCUCCAAAUCCACUGUUCUUGUUUCUCUCAUCGACGAUCUGUUCGACAUUCAUGGAACCCGCGAGGAGCAUCUCAACAUUAUUCAUCUGUUUGAGAGGUGGGAUGUUGAUCGACCCAAGGUAGACUUUUGUUCGGAGAAAGUCGAGACAUUGUAUUGGGCGAUUCAUAGCACCCUUUGUGAGACCGUCGAGAAAGCAUUUCCGACACAGGGUCGAAGUGUUAUGGAUCACGUUGUGGAGCUGUGGUUAGACAUAUUGAAAGCAAUGUUCAAGGAGGCAGAGUGGUCCAGAACCAACACAGUCCCCGCCUUCGAUGAAUAUAUAACGAACGCAACCCUUACAAUUGGUCUAGGACCAUUCCUAGUUCCUGCUCUCUACUUAGUGGGCCAUAGGCUUUCGGAAGACGACGUUAAGGGCACGCAGUUCUGCAGGCUUUUCAAUGUGACGGCUCUCGGCUGUCGUUUAUUCAAUGAUAUAAGAGGGUUUGAGAGAGACGCUGAACAAGGGAAAGUGAAUGCAGUGUCACUGCAGUCGAUUGAUCAGAACAAUAAUGCAGAACAAGUCAUCAAACAGACUGAAAUCUGGAUAAAGAAUCUCAACCGACAAGUGUCGAGGAUGUCAUUGGAUGAAAAAGACUAUGGUGUUCCUGACGCAGUUAGGGAUGUGUUCUGGAAGUUUGUAAAAGGGUUAUACUUGUUCUAUGCCAAGGCAGACCUGUACUUCAACAGCACAAAGCUGAUCAAGGUGGUGGAAUCUAUCAUUAAGGAGCCCUUGAAUCCACCCAUUGCGACCUAGAGGC
Molecule: messenger RNA, 1519 nt
Organism: Linum tenue
Lineage: Eukaryota; Viridiplantae; Streptophyta; Magnoliopsida; Malpighiales; Linaceae
Source: the annotation of a GenBank genome assembly